CUCCCUUCUCUUCCUGAUCACCACCCGACGUCACUAAUGAAUGUAAUUUGUGAAACGCUUUGGGGUGGCGCGACCAGUCUUCUGCUGAAAGCCUGUUGUCCACUUGACAAUUCUUUGGAGCAGGCUGAUAAAGCAAAAGACGCUGAUCUAGAAGUUUCUGCCCCGCCGUGCUGAGUUUCACAGUGUAUAUGCGCAUUUCGGUGCGCAAUUGAUGGAUCAGCACACGGAUCUUUGCCUUUACUCGAUAGAGAAGUAGUUUUUUGUGAUGGCAACUAGACAGGGGGUGGGCCUUGCCCGCCUUCUUUGCCAGCGGGGUCGCAGGGCCACUGGCCUUCUCGAGUCAUCGCUGGACUCCCAAUUGCCAUUUGCGGCCGUCCGAUGGAGGGGAAAGCAUCACUCCGCCAAUCACGACUUUUUGCAAGAGUCUCCUUGCGCAUUCCUGUCGUCCAACUCUUCAGAAGAUUCAGAGUCUGAGGAGAGGAACACGCGGCCGGCACUGACGGUUGAUCCCGCCUGGCUCAGAGCAGCACCGUUUCGGUUGCAUCCACAUCACAGCGCAUCUUCACUGAAUCUACCAUAUACCGUCCGAUGGUCGCCUUCAACGCCGGAAUUGUCUGUCCGGUGGUUCUCCUCAAAACCAGGCAGUGAUGCGGCAGCUCUGGGGGCAGAAUUUCAGGGCGCCGUGGCGGAGGUGCUCAAAUCAGAGCACGGGGAGCGGCUCCAGAAAGAAACGAGCGCCAGCGAGGCGGCAGCGUGCGAUGACGCGGUGAACAGUCUGAGCGAGGCGCAGAAGAAAGCAAAGCAGAAGGAGGCCGCCAAGAAGGACAAGACUAUACUGCAGCAGGCGAUUGCCACAAUUGUUGGCAUUCCAGCAGCUCUGCGUGCCGUAUUUUCCAUGAGCGGGGCAGAUUGGGUCAGAACCUUCAAGGGCUGGGGUACAGCCAUUAAAGAGACGGCGCAGCAUUAUUGGGUCGGCACCAAGCUCCUAUGGGCCGAUGUCCGGGUUGCGUCGCGCCUGCUCCUCAAAGUGGCCAACGGGAAGAGCCUCACGCGGCGCGAGCGCAAGCAACUGACGCGGACGGUCGCCGACGUGUUCCGGCUGGUUCCGUUUGCGAUCUUUGUCAUCGUUCCGUUCAUGGAGUUCCUGCUGCCCGUCUUCCUGCGCUUCUUCCCCAACAUGCUGCCGUCCACGUUCCAAGACAAGAUGAAGGAGGAGGAGCUGAUGAAGAAGAAGCUGCAGGCGCGGCUGCAGUACGCGCGCUUCCUGCAGGAGACGGUCGGCGAGAUGGCGCGCGAGGUGAAGAGCACGAGCACGGGCGAGAAGAAGAAGACCGCCGAGGACCUCGUGGCCUUCAUGCAGAAGGUCCGCACCGGGCAGCACGUCUCGAACGAUGACAUUGUCAACUUCGCCAAGCUGUUCAACGACGAGCUCACAUUGGACAACAUCAGCCGUCCCCGGCUGGUGAGCAUGUGUAAAUACAUGGGGCUGUCACCGUUUGGUACGGACGCAUAUCUUCGGUACACUCUGAGGGCGCGAUUAAACUGGAUCAAGGAGGACGACAAGUUGAUACAGCGCGAGGGCGUCGACUCGCUGACCGAGAAGGAGCUGCGGUCGGCGUGCCGGCAGCGGGGCAUGCUCAUGGUUGGGAAUAUGACGGAGGACGAGAUGCGAAUGGAGAUUCGGGAGUGGCUCGAUCUGUCCCUGAACCGGUCUCUGCCAUCGUCACUGCUCAUCCUCUCGAGAAUCGUCACACGGAACCUGGACGACGCAGUCGUCCAAAGCACACUGCCUCUCAUUCUAGUUCCUCCACCGGACAGCUCUCGGGCGUCCGGCCAAACGGAAACGGACACGCCCAAGGACGCCGACAUGCGUCUGCUUUGGAGCUCACGGACUGCCCCCUCACCGCCACUGCCCGCUACUGCCUUUUCACUGCCCGAGCAAGCGUUACCGCUGCCCCUACCGUUACCGUUCCCGCAAGCUUCGCCGUUUCCGGGGGGAGCCUCGCUCGCGGCCCCGGGGUUCGUACACGGCGCGCAGUUUAGUUCGAUGUCGAGGCCGCCGAACGGCGACCGAAGUAGAAACGGUGCUGCGGUGCUGUGGGAUGCGAGGAUGGCGAGGACUGCUCUCUCGAUGGGGUCGAUGGCGAGCAGCCGCGCGCCGUUCCUGAACGGGAGGAGCCACGGCGGGGCGCAGUUCUCGCACACCGACUCGAAACCGCAGCCCCUAGUCUCACAAGCGUCCGUCAAAACCGCGCCGGCUGCUCGCGGCGUUGCUGGUAGAGAACCCCAGCCCCCGGUGCAAGUGACCGCUCUAGUUUCGUCGCGCACUCCCACAGCCCAAGAGAUCAUAAGCCGGGUCCUUCGCCAGCUGUCCGACCAGAAAACGGCGAGCGACGAGUCACUGAGGAGUCGCGCUUUGGUUCCAUACGCAAAUCGGCCGCUGCCCGUCUCGGCCCUUCUCGCAAGUCUGCGUAACCGGCAGCACAAACCCAGCUCUAAACCGGGGGUUAGCAGCGGCCUGGUUCCGGUCCCCCCCCAUCCCGGCACAUUCACAAAUCACGGCAGCCACGCCCUGCCCCCCACUUCCACCCCCCCACAAAACACAGCCUCUGAGGCCCCCCGGCCUGCGGCCCACGUCACAAUUUUGCUGCCAUACGAGGAAACGGCGUAUGAGGAGAGCUCGGGGGAUCCCUCGCAGCAGUCGUUUGAGGCCGCGCUUAGCGGGCUCCCGUUCCGGCCGUCGGGGCUCCGGAUGAGCCGGUCGAAGCUUGCUGAAAUGUGGAACUCAGACUGA
Klebsormidium nitens is the source of this 2794-nucleotide messenger RNA. The record is from the annotation of a GenBank genome assembly. Lineage: Eukaryota; Viridiplantae; Streptophyta; Klebsormidiophyceae; Klebsormidiales; Klebsormidiaceae.